Molecule: messenger RNA, 1596 nt
Organism: Entrophospora candida
Lineage: Eukaryota; Fungi; Glomeromycota; Glomeromycetes; Entrophosporales; Entrophosporaceae
Source: the annotation of a GenBank genome assembly
AUGUUAUCAUUAAAUUCAAAAUUUCAAAUACUACAACCAUUUUUUGGAAUUAAAACCUUGGAAUUCGAGUUACAUUGGAAUCCUAUUAAAAAACUUGUAAUAACUGACAUGAAAGAAAUUAUUGAUUCAAAUUAUAAUCUGGAAGAAAAUAUCAGAGAAUUAUUGAAAAAUAUGUGCAGUUGUAAUAAUAAAUCUUCUAUUGGUGAUUCAAUUGAUUUAUUAUUAGAUGUUAUUAUUGAUCCAUCAUUAUCAUUAAUUGAAUCAACGAAAGAACCUUCUUGUUUGAAAUCAAGAAAAGAGGAGAAAAAUAGUAUAGAAGAGGAAGAGAUAACUUAUUUGUCAACAUUAACACCACCAUCAUCUCCAUCAAAAAAAACUGUCACGGGUAUUAAAUCACCAUAUUUUUCCCAAGUACAACAAAUUAAUUACAAUAACAAUGAUGACAAUGGUGAUAAUUUCAUGGCCAAAUUGCAACAUAGCCUUAAUGGCAAUAAAAUCAACGACACCACUGACAAAAAUAAUAAUGGCAAAACAUUUAAAUAUUUUUCCGAGAAAUUUUCUGCUACAAGAUCAAUCGAUGAUUUUCUAAUUUUACGUGUUUUAGAUAUUUCCAAAAAUAAAAACGAACCAACUUCAACAUCAAUUGAUCCAACCUAUAAAUCGACCAUUAGAAAUUUACCAGCUCCAACAACAGUUCAUAAAUACAUCAUCUCUUCACGACUUUUGCAAAAUAAUAGAUUAUUGACAGCUUUAAGAAGUGAUAAUUGUAAGGUAGAGCUUAUCGAAAGAGAUUUUGAAUACUUGAAAACGUUUUUAUCUGAUGAUUAUUAUGAACAACAAAAAAACUUAAAUUACGUUGAAGCUGAUUUAAUAUUAGAUGAGAGAACUGCAAUGAUUUAUUUUCCAUUAAAUAAGAUUUCGCAAAUACAAAUAUUUACACAAUUUCUUAAUACACUUACUCGUCUUGCUCAAAAAUAUUCAAACUUUUAUUUAAUACUUGAAAACUAUACUCGGAAUAACAAUAAUAACAGUGAUGAUAUGAUGAUAGAAUUGUCAACUACACCAUACUUAUUUACCCUACCAACUAUAAAAGCAUUAGCAAAUUUAAGUUCGUUACCAUCGAUUCAUAUAUUAUAUUCAACGUCUGAAGAAAUGUCAGCAAGAUUAGCAAGAUUGAUAGGUGAUGUGUGUGCAACAAAAUGUGAAAAUUUUAAUAAUAAUAACAAUUUGAUAGUGAUUGAUGAUGAUGGUAAUAACUAUGACAGCAUUGGUAAUAGUGGUGACGGCAAUGGUUGGAAAAAUAGACAACAAUGGGAAUCAAGGGAUUGGAUGAUAACAGAAGAAAGUUUGCAUGAAAAAUUUUUGACAUGUUUCACUCCGUUUAUUAAUCCUUUUACUGCACAAAUGAUUUUAACUGCCACAAAUCUUCGGGAAUUUCUUGCAAUGUCUCAUUUAGAAAGGCGUGAAUUAAUUGGUGAUUGGAUUGACGAAGAACGAUUGAUACAAUUUAAUGAAAUCGUAAACGGUGAUAUUGAUGAGCUUGAAGUAUUUGAAUUUGAAAAUCAAGAAACCAUUGAUGAAAUGGAAUAUUUGUAA